GGGAGUCGAUGGAGGAUCUCGGUGUAGCUGCUGAAUUAGGAAAGUUAAAACAACCAAACGAACGAGCAAGCAAACAAAAAAACCGUUGUUUUAUUUUGUGUCGACACUUUUUCGACUUAAAUUUAAGAAAGGACGACGUAUUUUUCUGUUUUUCUCCGGGGUUACCCUUCCCAUCCAUUCGGAAACGGCCGUAACUCCUCCGGUCCUGUGCCGGAGGAGGGGCGGGCCGAGGCAGGGAGUGGAUUUGACCCGAGUUCACUCCAAAAUUUCUUCUUGUUUACCAACACAAAUCGAUAAUGGACAACUUUGUCGUUAUCGGCGCGGCGGUGCUGGGAGUCUACCUGGUUAUUUACAACGUCUGUAUCAAAGGAGCCUCGUGUAAGAGCAACGCGAAACUCCACGGAAAAACAGUGAUCGUCACCGGCAGUAACACGGGCAUCGGGAAAACCACAGCCAUAGAUCUGGCUAAGAGAGGAGCCAGGGUUAUUCUGGCCUGUCGCAGCCAACAGAGAGGAGAAGCUGCUCUCGCUGAAGUCAAGAGGGAGAGCGGGAGCAGCCAGGUGGUGUUCAUGCAGCUGGAUCUGGCCAGUCUGAAGUCUGUGCGUGACUUUGCUGAAACCUUCCUGAAGGCAGAACCCAGGCUGGACCUGCUCAUCAACAAUGCAGGGAUCUUCUUGCAAGGAAAAACAGAAGAUGGCCUGGGAAUGAUGUUCGGCGUGAACCACAUCGGCCACUUCCUGCUAACCAACCUGCUGCUGGACCGGCUGAAGGAGUGCGGCCCGAGCCGGGUGAUCAAUGUGGCGUCCGUCUUACAUAAAAAUGGCACAGUUGACUUUGGUUACCUGAGCGCUCACAAGGCUCUAGGGGAGGGUGACUCGUUCUUAGCCAUGCUGCAGAUCUACAGUAACAGCAAGUUAUGUAACGUCCUCUUCACGCAUGAGCUGGCCAAGAGACUGCAAGGCACCGAGGUCACCUGCUACAGCCUCCAUCCAGGUACCAUCAAAACCGAUAUAGGCCGCUAUAACAGCUUAUUCACCGCGCUGCUCAUCAAGCCCAUCAGCAUGCUGUUCUUCAAGAACCCCGUCCAGGGAGCCCAGACCACCCUGCACUGCGCUCUCCAGGAGGGAAUCGAACCCCUCAGCGGACGCUACUUCGUCGACUGCGGAGUGAAGGACGUGUCUCCCAAAGCCAAAGACGACGCCGCGGCCAAGAAGCUGUGGGAGCUGAGCGAGAGGCUGAGCGGACUCGCAUGAAAAGCUUCCAGUUUAGGACACCAGUCUACAUUUUAUACACUCCAUUUUCUGCAUUGAAAUAAGUAGAGACUCAUUUUAAUCACCAAGUACAAUAAGUAUUGAAGCAGUGUCGGGUAGGUUACUUUUACAAGCGUGUGCCUUUGGCCCCGGGUAUUGCCACUUGGUUUGGGGAAGUUGGGGUGCUUCAGGAAGUGGGAGAAUUAGGUUUUGCACAUUUUGCCCCGAGGGUGGAGAGAGGAAAGGCUAUGAGGUUACCAAAGUUGACAGGGUUCAUCCUCUGGGUAGCAUGAAAUGUGCUUUCUAACUUUAAUUGCCACCUCGGUAUUUUGGCCUGAGGGAGGUGUUAGAGUGAAGAAAAAUUAUUUUCCUUUGCGGUGUGUGUGAACUCACAACCGUGCCAAUCUGCUAAUCAUAUAUAGUGAUAUUUUGUGCCAAUUUGGCAUUUUGGCACAAGGGUGGUGCAAAAGUCACCGAACUUGAGAGGGUCCAUCCUUCAGGGAGCAUUAAUCUGCUCACCAAAUGUCAUGUUGUGACAUCAUUAAAAUUAACAGGGUUAAUUCUCUGAGAAGCAUGAAUAUGUCCAUUAAAUUUCUAUGCGAUUUGCCUUAAUAGAUCUUGAGAAAAGGACAAAUAGAGAUGGACGAACCGACACAGCCAUCUGCUACCGGCACGGCAAAAAUCUAUUCCAUGUCAGUCACCAAUGACCUCACUAAAAUUAUAAUCAGUGAUCAGGGAAUAAACCAAAAUGAGUAAAAUAUCCUGAUUAAUUUCAGAUUGUCAGAAUCAGAAAUACUUUAUUGAUCCUGAGGGGAAAUUGUUGGGUCAGUUGCAGGUGCUCAGUUCUCAAGAGAAAAAUGAAAUACUGAGAAAUUUAAAAAUAUGUGGCUUAUUAAUUUGUCACCUCUGAAUUAUAGAGGCCUUUUGUAUUUUCUUUGAUUUUUGUUUCAGUAAGUUGUUAUCUUCUCAUUUUUUGUCCUUUGACUGUUGUGUUGAUGAAUGUUACUCUUAGUUCAGGCUUCAAUAUAUCAUCCUUUUGCUUAAACCGUGUAUGUGGUCUAGGAAGAGGGGCCAUCUGCUGGUCAGGAACUCAACUCGGAAGAAUGCAAGUUGCCAAAGUUUAGACAGAGAAUCUCUAAUAUAUAAUAUAUAAUAAUAUAUAGAUGGGCUCUGGUUUAGAUUAUCUCCGAAAGUAAAGAGUUUCUGCCUUUUAAAAUAAAAGCAUAAAAUUUGACGUUAAAAAAAGAUUUGGUAGGAUACUUAAGUAAUAUUCACUUACAGAACAAUGAAAAAACAUAUUUCACUGCAAAUUGUUUAUGUAUAGUCUAUAUGGCCUGACUGCUGAGGCCUUGGAAUGACACUCGGCCUACUACACAGCCUGGAAAUAAGAAAAAUUACAUACUAGAGGAACUAAUGUGCCUCUAUGGUUUUAGGUGGACUUCUAGACAUCCUUUUGUUGUCUGGUUAAAUUUUGGUUUCUUUUCUGUGUUUUUAACAGGACUUUUUAUGUAUCAAGAACUACAUCUUGCUUGACUGUGAAUGUAAAAAAAAAAUAUGAUUUGUAAAAAUAAUAAUAAUAAUAAUAAAAUGAGGCAUUAGUGUUUACAUUUGAUGGU
This is a messenger RNA of Myripristis murdjan (pinecone soldierfish), 2866 nucleotides long. Its product is annotated as dehydrogenase/reductase SDR family member 13-like. The transcript has 5 exons. Lineage: Eukaryota; Metazoa; Chordata; Actinopteri; Holocentriformes; Holocentridae. Bases 297 to 1253 code for a protein of 318 amino acids. The record is from RefSeq and is a predicted model, not a curated record.